UCCACGCCCAAGAGGGGCCCCAAGCCAGGGUGCGUUGGAGCCCUGGCCAUUUCUGCUUCAUUAGAAGCCCAAACCAGGCCAGCCUGGCUCUCUCUGCCAGUAACCAGAAUAGACCAAGAGACCGUGUACGGGACCUUGGAGGAACCAUCCUGUAACGUGACAGCCGCAGAGCCUGGAGCUCGGCACACUUGGAAGGAAGCUUUGGGCAAUAUCUGUCUGGUGUCCUCAGUGGAGUGUGAGAACGUGGCCUGCACCUGUGGUCUAGUUGGGGUGAUUGUCUCGGCGACGACUAGUGAGGCCAUGUUUCUGAAAGUAGGAGCCCCAGAGCACCUUAGUCUGGAAGCAUUGCAGUGCCUGGGACCGGCCACAUCCCUGGACCCAUCCGUGUACCGCUGGGCCGACCACUCGAGCACGGUGCUGCAGCGGCUGAACGAGCAGCGUCUGCGCGGGCUCUUCUGCGAUGUUGUCCUGGUGGCGGACGAGCAGCGCGUGCCGGCCCACCGCAACCUGCUGGCCGUGUGCAGCGACUACUUCAACUCCAUGUUCACCAUCGGCAUGCGUGAGGCCUUCCAGAAGGAGGUGGAGCUGGUCGGCGCCUCCUACGUCGGGCUCAAGGCCGUGGUGGACUUCCUGUACGGCGGGGAGCUGGCCCUGGACGGCGGCAACAUCGACUACAUCCUGGAGACGGCCCACCUGCUGCAGAUCUGGACGGCGGUGGACUUCUGCUGUGAGUACCUGGAGCAGGAGGUGAGCGAGGACAACUACCUGUACCUACAGGAGCUGGCCUCCAUCUACAGCCUCAAGCGGCUCGAUGCCUUCAUCGACGGCUUCAUCCUGAGCCGCUUCGGCACGCUGUCCUUCACGCCUGACUUCCUGCAGAACGUCUCCAUGCAGAAGCUGUGUGUUUACCUGAGCAGCAGCGAGGUGCAGCGGGAGUGCGAGCACGACCUGCUGCAGGCCGCCCUGCAGUGGCUCACGCAGCAGCCCGAGCGUGAGGCCCAUGCCUACCAGGUGCUGGAGAACAUCCACUUCCCGCUCAUCCCCAAGAACGACCUGCUGCACCGCGUCAAGCCGGCCGUGUGCUCGCUGCUGCCGCGGGAGGCCAACUGCGAGGGCUUCAUCGAGGAGGCGGUGCGCUACCACAACAACCUGGCAGCCCAGCCGGUCAUGCAGACCAAGCGCACGGCACUCCGCACCAACGAGGAGCGCCUGCUCUUCGUGGGCGGCGAGGUCUCCGAGCGGUGUCUGGAGCUCAGCGAUGACACCUGCUACCUGGACGCUAAGAGCGAGCAGUGGGUCAAGGAGACGCCCCUGCCGGCCCGGCGGAGCCACCACUGUGUCGCCGUGCUGGGGGGGUUCAUCUUCAUCGCUGGCGGCAGCUUCUCCCGGGACAAUGGAGGGGAUGCGGCAUCCAAUCUUCUUUAUAGGUAUGACCCCCGCUGUAAACAGUGGAUCAAGGUGUACCGCUGGGCCGACCACUCGAGCACGGUGCUGCAGCGGCUGAACGAGCAGCGUCUGCGCGGGCUCUUCUGCGAUGUUGUCCUGGUGGCGGACGAGCAGCGCGUGCCGGCCCACCGCAACCUGCUGGCCGUGUGCAGCGACUACUUCAACUCCAUGUUCACCAUCGGCAUGCGUGAGGCCUUCCAGAAGGAGGUGGAGCUGGUCGGCGCCUCCUACGUCGGGCUCAAGGCCGUGGUGGACUUCCUGUACGGCGGGGAGCUGGCCCUGGACGGCGGCAACAUCGACUACAUCCUGGAGACGGCCCACCUGCUGCAGAUCUGGACGGCGGUGGACUUCUGCUGUGAGUACCUGGAGCAGGAGGUGAGCGAGGACAACUACCUGUACCUACAGGAGCUGGCCUCCAUCUACAGCCUCAAGCGGCUCGAUGCCUUCAUCGACGGCUUCAUCCUGAGCCGCUUCGGCACGCUGUCCUUCACGCCUGACUUCCUGCAGAACGUCUCCAUGCAGAAGCUGUGUGUUUACCUGAGCAGCAGCGAGGUGCAGCGGGAGUGCGAGCACGACCUGCUGCAGGCCGCCCUGCAGUGGCUCACGCAGCAGCCCGAGCGUGAGGCCCAUGCCUACCAGGUGCUGGAGAACAUCCACUUCCCGCUCAUCCCCAAGAACGACCUGCUGCACCGCGUCAAGCCGGCCGUGUGCUCGCUGCUGCCGCGGGAGGCCAACUGCGAGGGCUUCAUCGAGGAGGCGGUGCGCUACCACAACAACCUGGCAGCCCAGCCGGUCAUGCAGACCAAGCGCACGGCACUCCGCACCAACGAGGAGCGCCUGCUCUUCGUGGGCGGCGAGGUCUCCGAGCGGUGUCUGGAGCUCAGCGAUGACACCUGCUACCUGGACGCUAAGAGCGAGCAGUGGGUCAAGGAGACGCCCCUGCCGGCCCGGCGGAGCCACCACUGUGUCGCCGUGCUGGGGGGGUUCAUCUUCAUCGCUGGCGGCAGCUUCUCCCGGGACAAUGGAGGGGAUGCGGCAUCCAAUCUUCUUUAUAGGUAUGACCCCCGCUGUAAACAGUGGAUCAAGGUGAGAUUAAAGCCAGAUUAUUUCUUUACUCUUGAUGGCUUUUUGGUCGCUUAA
Messenger RNA from Odobenus rosmarus divergens (Pacific walrus), 2586 nucleotides. RefSeq lists its product as uncharacterized. The record is from RefSeq and is a predicted model, not a curated record. The annotation marks the transcript as partial. Gene Ontology annotation, molecular function: cullin family protein binding. NCBI's taxonomy places the organism in Eukaryota, Metazoa, Chordata, Mammalia, Carnivora, Odobenidae. The transcript has 4 exons.